Messenger RNA from Protopolystoma xenopodis, 273 nucleotides. The record is from the annotation of a GenBank genome assembly. Lineage: Eukaryota; Metazoa; Platyhelminthes; Monogenea; Polystomatidea; Polystomatidae.
AUGAAAGGGGAACGCGGUGACGAGGCCCAGGCAGCCGAGGUUGGUCGGCUGGUCGGCUGGCUGGGCCAAUUGGUGAGAUGGGUGAAAAACGAGAGCUGUCGGCCCCAUCCGCUCGCCGCCUCGUUUUGUCCGUGUCUACUCAAGCCCGCACACACACACACACACAAGCACACAUACAGACUGGCUAGCCGCCUCAGCAGUCCACUUUGCGUGCAUGCACGUCUCCACCUGGCGGACGCUAUCGCCUCGCCGGCACUCUUCAGCUGCGCGUAG